UAACUUCCCUCUAACAUGGAUGAACUUAGAUUUACGUCUAGUUUUAGAAAUUUCUGCUACUUACCGAUUUGUUACUUUCUCAACUAGCUAUAAAUAGAUGGGAGUAACACCCUUUUGUUUAUAUUGAUCUGGGUGAGAGUGUGGUACAUAAACCAGCAAUGGACAAGGCACGAUUCGGGUUUUUCUUCAUGUUGCUCAUUAUCCUUGCUUCUGAGAUGAUGGUUCAAACGGAGGGAAGACACUGUGAGUCAAAGAGCCAUCGAUUUAAGGGGAUGUGCGUCAGCCACCAAAACUGUGCUUCGGUUUGCCAUGUUGAAGGCUUCACUGGUGGCCACUGUCGCGGAUUUCGUAGACGCUGCUUCUGCACCAGGCACUGUUAGUUGCUCCAUGCAAUUUCAUCUCUCGUUGCUCUUUCAAGUUAA
Messenger RNA from Vigna umbellata (rice bean), 422 nucleotides. Lineage: Eukaryota; Viridiplantae; Streptophyta; Magnoliopsida; Fabales; Fabaceae. The record is from RefSeq and is a predicted model, not a curated record.